AUGACUGUAACCGAUGUGCUCGGGUCUGGUCCGAAACCAGCUGUUUCUGUGAUGGGAAUUGGGGUGGAAUAUCCCCCAUCCAAGCAGGGACCGGAGUUUGCGGAGGCGUUGGCUCAGCGACAUUAUGAUCUCACCCCGGCGUUGCAGAAGAGUUUGGAAAUCAACCGGAAAAGUCGAAUAGAGCAUCGCUACAGCGUGUUGGACCCCGACCACGAAUACUGGCACCAACGUGAGGUCCCGACCAUCAGCGAAUGCGAUGCCCUGUUUAAACAAUAUGGCAUCCCACUGGCGGUCAAUGCUUGUAACAGAGCUAUUGCGGACUGGGGUGGUCGGUCGGCGGAGAUCACCCAUGUGGUCGCAGUGACCUGUACUAAUACCUCCAACCCCGGGUUUGAUGGGCUAGUUUGCCAGAAGCUCGGCCUGCGUAACAACACCCGCCGAGCCCUUCUGCAUGGGGUGGGUUGUGGGGGUGGCCUUGCGUCGAUCCGCGUGGCACAGGAGAUGCUUCUGGGUGCUACGCAGCAGGGGAAGGCGGCAAGAGCCCUCAUCAUUUGCUGCGAGUUGCCUACGAUCUUUACGCGGGCAGAGCUGGACUCCGUGAGCCAGCAGCAACGACCCAAUGUGGCCCUCGGGCUCUUUGGGGAUUGUGCGGCUGCGCUUGUUCUCAGCAACGGCAUCGGGGUCAAGCAAGAGGAACGUGUCCCUGUCUGGGAUGUGUUGAAUUGCCAAACAACUCAUUUGGAAGGGUCCGAAGGGCUGGGGGAAUUUAAAAUUGGCCCCAAUGGAUAUGUGGCCAAGAUUGACAAGAAGAUUCCCCUUGUCAUUGGCCAAUCCAUUCAUGGGGGCUUUACCAAUCUAAUUUCAUCGACGCCUGGUGUCGCCUCUGAGCCCAGUAAUUACAGCCCUGAGAUCUACGAUUGGGCCUUUCAUCCCGGCGGAUACGCUUUUCUUCUUGCUGCGCAGGAGGUACUAGGGUUGUCGGCGCAUAACCUGCGCAAGGCCUUUGAGGCAUAUAGUGAUGGCGGUAACACUGUUUCCAGCACUGUAAUCAGCAUCUUGAAUCGACUCAAAAACGAACGUGAGAGUGGUGUGAAAGACGAAGGACAUCAGGGGGAAGGAUCUACGUCUGGCAAGGGAGCUGACAAGGUGAUUGCAGUCGCAUUUGGCCAUGGCUUAACGAUGGAGAUGAUUAUGUUCACCAAGCCAGCACUGCCAGAGACAGUUUAG
This is a messenger RNA of Aspergillus pseudonomiae, 1227 nucleotides long. RefSeq names its product thiolase-like protein. Gene Ontology annotation, biological process: polyketide biosynthetic process. The record is from RefSeq and is a predicted model, not a curated record. NCBI's taxonomy places the organism in Eukaryota, Fungi, Ascomycota, Eurotiomycetes, Eurotiales, Aspergillaceae. The coding region runs from base 1 to 1227 and encodes 408 amino acids. Gene Ontology annotation, molecular function: acyltransferase activity, transferring groups other than amino-acyl groups. The transcript is spliced from 3 exons.